GGCUUACACCUACGCGGGCCUGGCGUACGGAGCAGAGUGCUACUGCGGGAACAAGCUCCCAGCGACCGCCUCGAAGCCCGAGGAGUGCAACAGCGAGUGCAAGGGGGAAAAGGGCUCCGUCUGCGGAGGGGUGAACCGGCUCUCUGUCUACAGGGUGGAGGAGCUGCGGGCAGGAGCGAGGCGACGGAGGAAUGUUAUCUAUCGAGGAUGUUUUAGAGCUCCAGAAAAUUUAACAGACACCUUUCCAGCCUCUUUGAUACAGCCCAAUUUGACGGUGGAGAUGUGCUCUGAAUUUUGCUCCAAGAAAGAGUUUCCCUUGGCAGUCAUCCGAGGGCAGGAGUGCUACUGCGGCUAUCCCACCGGGCGCUUCUCGCUGCGCGAGGGCGCGGAUGGGCUGCUCUGCAGCGGGAUGCACAACACCAGCCGCGCCGCCGAGGGAAAAUACUGCUUGGUCUAUCAGACACCAGUGCAAGACACCCGCUGCACGGACAGGAAAUUCUUAACCACCAAAUCCAAAGUGUUCGUUGCUUUGUCGAGCUUUCCUGGGGCUGGGAAUACGUGGGCUCGCCAUUUGAUAGAGCAUGCCACAGGAUACUACACGGGAAGCUAUUACUUCGACGGAGCCCUCUAUAACAAAGGUUUUAAAGGAGAAAAAGACCACUGGAGAAGUAGAAGGACCAUCUGUGUGAAAACACAUGAAAGUGGCAAGACGGAGAUUGAAAUGUUCGACUCGGCGAUCCUGUUGAUACGGAACCCGUACAAGUCGCUGAUGGCGGAGUUCAACAGGAAAUACGCCGGGCACCUGGGGUACGCCACCGACCGCAACUGGAAGAGCAAAG
Pelecanus crispus (Dalmatian pelican) is the source of this 839-nucleotide messenger RNA. Lineage: Eukaryota; Metazoa; Chordata; Aves; Pelecaniformes; Pelecanidae. The record is from RefSeq and is a predicted model, not a curated record.